Molecule: messenger RNA, 2281 nt
Organism: Vombatus ursinus (common wombat)
Lineage: Eukaryota; Metazoa; Chordata; Mammalia; Diprotodontia; Vombatidae
Product: interferon-induced protein with tetratricopeptide repeats 5-like
Exons: 2
Coding region: 141-1583 (480 amino acids)
Biological process (GO): defense response to virus
Cellular component (GO): cytosol
Molecular function (GO): protein binding; RNA binding
Source: RefSeq, a predicted model, not a curated record
GCAAGAACAGCAGCAACAACAAAACUCUCAACAAUUAAGCGUGUAACUUUCCCAGCGAAGAAGCUUCGAGAAGGAGUAGUCAAAAGAACGAAAAAGAAAUCCCCGGGACUAGAGCGGCUGCAGACCAGCCCCUAGCCAGCAUGAGUCAAAUGCCUAGGAAUUCCUUAAAAAUUAUCCUGAGGCAGCUGAAAUGCCACUUUACAUGGAACUUGCUGAAGGAAGACAUUGAUCUACUUAAUCUGGAAGACACAAUAAUUGACCAGAUUGAAUUCCUAGAUAUGAAAUCCAAAGUCACCCUUUAUAACCUAUUGGCCUAUGUAAAACAUCUGAAAGGUCAAAAUGAGGAGGCACUGAGAUGCUUAAAACAUGCAGAAGAGAGAAUCCAGGUGGAGCAUGCUGACCAAGUGGAAAUAAGAAGCCUCGUUACCUGGGGGAAUUUUGCCUGGGUGUAUUAUUAUAUGGAAAGAUUUUCCAAAGCUCAGUAUUAUGCAGACAAGGUUCAAAAAGGCUACCGGAAGCUUCCCAAUGCCUCCCGCUAUAAGAUAGAAUGCCCCGAGGUUUACUGUGAGGAAGGGUGGGCUCUGCUAAAGUGUGGAAGGAAGUAUUAUGAGAGGGCCAAGGCAUGUUUUGAGAAGGCCCUGAAAAUAGAACCCGACAACCCUGAGUUCAACUCUGGCUUUGCCAUCGCAGCCUAUCGUCUGGACGAUAAGGAAUAUUCUUGCCAAAGGGUAUCCUCCCUGGACCCUCUCCGGAGAGCGGUGGAGCUGAAUCCGGACAACACAUUUGUCAUGGCCCUACUUGCCCUGAAGCUUCAAGACCUAAAGCAGGAAGCUGAGGGAGAACGGUACAUUCGGGAGGCCUUGGAGAAGAUGUCCUCCCAGCCUUAUGUCCUUCGCUAUGCAGCGAAGUUUUACCGGAGACAAAACUCCCCCAGUAAAGCUCUUCAGCUCCUAAAAAUCGCCUUGCAGGCAACACCCACUUCCGCUUUCUUGCAUCAUCAGAUAGGGGUUUGCUACAAAGUUCUGAUGAUCCUCGUGAAACAGUCGACCAAAAAACGACCCAGGGAAAAAGAGAAAGAGAAACGGGAGCUGAUUCAGUCUGCCAUAUUUCAUUUUCGAGCAGCCAUGGAGCAGAACUCCAUGUUUGUGUUUGCCUACACAGACCUAGCCAACAUGUACGCAGAGGCGGGUCAGUACGAAAAGGCAGAAGAUGUAUUUCAGAAAGCCCUUCACCUGCAGCACGUGACGGACGAGAACAAGCAACAGGUCCAUUUCCAUUACGGCCGCUUUCAGGAGACCCACAGGAAAUCUGAGGAUGCAGCUAUGUACCAUUAUUUAGAAGGCGUAAAGAUCAAAGUGGAGUCUUCUAUUACCUCCAAACUGAUUGGCGCUCUGCAGAGAUUGGCCACGCGGAGACUCUAUGAGAAUGCCGUUGAUGUCAAGAGCUGGGGGGCCCUGGGUUUCAUUCACAAGCUGAAGGGACAAAAGAGACAAGCCAUCGAGUGCUAUGAGAGAGCCCUGAAGCUGGACCCCGAGAACGGGGACUACAUCAGUGCCCUGUUUGAGCUGCGGCUGUCCUUUUGAGUCUCCUGGUUUGUAGUAUGAGGUCUAGGAGCUGCAUUCCCAAAGUGAGAUGAGAAAAAAUAGACAAACCAAGGAUGAGCUAGGAUAAGAGCUCAAUCCCGAGCUUUGGUGACUAUACCAGUCCCCUGUUUGAGCUGUGGCUCUCCUAAAUCCUUCAGUUUUUGUAGCAUGAAACCUAAAAGAUGUUUUUUAGGUUUGCAAUAGAAUGUGAUAAUUCGUCACUAUUCUGUAUUAUGAUCACAUAUGUUUAUGCGGUAUAAACAUAUAAAAGGUCUAACUUGCAUGUAGUUUAGACAGUAGUUUAACAAUGUCUAUAUUACUUCUUUUGACAUACCUUUGGGAAAAUUAAUCAUUGUAAUUCUAUAGGUUUGAAUAGAAUAGACUAUGUGGGCUAGAAGGGACCUUAGGGGGUUACCUAGUACAAUGUGCUUUUUUUCACAGGGGAAGAAACUGGGGCUCAGAGAAAUCAAGAGAUUUGCUGAGCAAAUUAGGGGCAGAGCCAGGAUGAAGCACCCAGGACUAGAACCUAUUAACACCCAGACCAGUCCUCUUCCCCUGUGCCGGACUGCCUCUCUCUUCUUUACAGAUAGAAUACUUUUGUUCAAAAUGACACCAUCCAUGGGAUGAAAUAUGCUGCUUGAGUCUGGUCUGUGCCUUGGAUAUUUUUUGAAUAAAUAAAAGUGCCUUCUGGACCCAAA